This is a messenger RNA of Mus caroli (Ryukyu mouse), 3289 nucleotides long. It is a transcript of the gene Slc43a2, whose product is annotated as solute carrier family 43 member 2. Gene Ontology annotation, biological process: transmembrane transport; neutral amino acid transport. Gene Ontology annotation, molecular function: L-amino acid transmembrane transporter activity; neutral L-amino acid transmembrane transporter activity. NCBI's taxonomy places the organism in Eukaryota, Metazoa, Chordata, Mammalia, Rodentia, Muridae. The record is from RefSeq and is a predicted model, not a curated record.
GUGCUGAUUUUGUGGUUGAAGGAACAAGCACUAAGGAAGGGUCUCUAGUGCGGGCGGGCGGGAGCCUGUCAGGGUCCCUGGGAGUGGCCGCUCUCAGGUGUGCCUCCGCUCAGGUGACCUUACUACGAGCUGCCUCCCUUUCCGGCCCCCAAAGUGGCUGUUCAGUCUUGCUUGGGAUCAGGACCCUCUCCACGUCCUUGAGCAUAAUUAGCCCUUUUCCAGCUGCCAUGCCUCAGUUUACCUCCGAGUGAACUAAGGGAGAAGCCUUUCCUCUUGGCCAGCGGGGCUCCACGGUGGCCUAAGGUGUCUGCAGAGCCGGAGCCCGGCCACCGCCACACCGCACCAUGGCGCCCACCCUGGCCACUGCCCAUCGGCGCCGCUGGUGGAUGGCCUGCACCGCUGUGUUGGAAAACCUCCUUUUCUCCGCAGUCCUCCUGGGCUGGGGUUCGCUGCUCAUCAUGCUCAAGUCCGAGGGCUUUUACUCCUACCUGUGUACGAAGCCAGAGAAUGUCACUAACGGCACGGUCGGGGGCACCGCAGAGCCGGAACCCGAGGAGGUGAGCCUGGUGAAUGGCUGGCUCAGCUGUAAGGCCCAGGAUGAGAUUCUGAAUUUGGCGUUCACCGUGGGCUCCUUCCUGCUCAGUGCCAUCACCCUGCCUCUGGGCAUCAUCAUGGACAAGUAUGGUCCAAGGAAGCUCAGGCUGCUGGGCAGUGCCUGCUUUGCUGUCUCCUGCUUGCUGAUUGCAUAUGGAGCAAGUAACCCAGACUCGCUCUCUGUGCUCAUCUUUAUCGCCUUGGCUCUGAACGGCUUUGGGGGGAUGUGCAUGACGUUCACUUCGUUAACACUGCCCAAUAUGUUCGGCGACCUUCGGUCCACAUUUAUUGCCUUGAUGAUUGGAUCCUACGCUUCCUCAGCAGUUACCUUCCCAGGAAUCAAGCUCAUCUACGACGCUGGCGCCUCCUUCAUUGGCAUCCUAGUGGUCUGGGCUGGCUGCUCUGGCCUGGUUUUCCUCAACUGUUUCUUCAACUGGCCACUCGAGCCCUUCCCAGGCCCAGAGGACAUGGACUACUCGGUGAAGAUCAAGUUCAGCUGGCUAGGCUUUGACCACAAGAUCACAGGGAAGCAGUUCUAUAAGCAGGUGACCACAGUGGGGCGCCGCCUGAGCGUCGGCAGCUCCAUGCGGACUGCCAAGGAGCAAGCCACCCUGCAGGAGGGCCACAAGCUGUGUCUGUCCACUGUGGACCUGGAGGUGAAGUGCCAGCCUGAUGCUGCAGCGGCCCCCUCGUUCAUGCACAGUGUGUUCAGCCCCCUCCUGGUGCUCAGCCUGGUCACCAUGUGUGUCACACAGCUGCGACUUAUCUUCUACAUGGGGGCCAUGAACAGCAUCCUUGAGUUCCUGGUCAGGGGGGAUCAGAAGACAGUUGCCCUCUAUACCUCCAUCUUUGGCGCACUCCAGCUGCUCUGCCUGCUGACAGCUCCUGUCAUCGGCUACAUCAUGGACUGGAAGCUGAAAGAGUGUGAAGAUACUUCAGAGGAGCCUGAGGAGAAAGACGGCACUCAAGGUGAAAAGAAGCAGAAACGGGACAGGCAGAUUCAGAAAGUCACGAAUGCCAUGCGGGCCUUUGCCUUUACAAACGUGCUGCUUGUGGGUUUUGGGGUGACCUGCCUCAUUCCCAACCUGCCUCUACAGAUCUUCUCCUUCGUCCUGCACACAAUUGUGCGAGGAUUCAUCCACUCUGCCGUAGGGGGCCUAUACGCUGCCGUGUACCCCUCCACACAGUUUGGUAGCCUCACUGGACUGCAGUCCCUGGUCAGUGCACUCUUUGCUCUCCUGCAGCAGCCGCUGUAUCUGGCCAUGAUGGGUCCUCUGGGAGGAGACCCUCUGUGGGUGAACGUGGGUCUGCUCGCCAUGAGCAUGCUGGGCUUCUGCCUGCCACUUUACCUCAUCUGCUACCGGCGCCAGCUGGAGAGGCAGCUGCAGCAGAAGAGGGAAGACAGCAAGCUGUUCCUUAAGAUCAAUGGCUCAUCCAACCGGGAGGCUUUCGUGUAGUGCCCACCCACCGCCUCAGUUGUGGCCUCCUGCCUGUGCUUCAGUGACUGACUGCAGUCAUCUCCCCACCCCAGAGGACCUCAUGCUCUCCCUGGAUUCUGCCCUUUACCACACUGGAGCCCAUACUUCCUCAGAACCACCUGGCCCUGCCGUGGAGUGCUGGUGUGGAGGGACAGGAGAGGGCCUGGGACAAGUGAACCUCCCACUGCCAGAAGCUGGGCUUCCCUGGCCUAGCUGUCACCCCAGGGGCUCUGGAGUCUCCCGAUCUCCAUGGGGCUUGUACCUGGAGCCAAGGGGACCUUUCCAGCGAGCAUUUCUUUCUUUCUUUCUUUCUUUUUUUUUUCUUUCUCUUUCUCACUGAUCGGAUUCUGCCUCUUGCCAAAGCAGAGGGGCCUGCCAUCCUCCAGCACACUACCUGUCCCUGAGCUGCACGCCCACCAACCACGCCCACCUGAGGACAAAGGCUUGCGCUGUCUGCACUCCCCUCGCUUGGCCCCUUACCUCCCCUGGCCAGUCUGGCUGCCUGAGGAAGGAAGGACCCGCUUCCUGUUGUUGGUGCUAACCCUUUUGUCAUCCCAACCCCCCCCCUGUGGCUAGUCUCUGGCCCCUCUUUUCCUUGAAGGCCUGAGAAGAAGCCCCCCUGUCUCAGGCUGGGGAAGGAGUGGAGGGCAGACUAUUUAUACAAAGCCUCAAGAGCCCUGGGCGAGGCUUCUUCCUCGGGAGCCAGAGCAGUGUCUCUCUGCUGGCACGCUUUGUUCCAGUCUGCAACCUGAAGGGAACUAAGGGGACACCACAAGGGCACCCUUCCACCCACCCACAGCUGUUUUUCUGGGGUGGAAAUAAGGCUGUGACUAGACAUGAGGAGCCAAGCCUAAGUAGGAAAGAGGAUUAGAGAGUAACCCGAGGGGUGUGUGUUUAUGUGGUACGUGUGUGUGCAUGUGUGUAUAUGGUAGGAGGCUAGCCCCAGGGGCUGCUUUUAUCAGAGUGGACUAGACCAGAAGCCAGCCAGCCCUACAGCAGGCUCAAAAUAGGAAAGUCAGCCUUGCUUUAUGAUGGGGACCUCUGUGUGGUGGUGUGAUCACAGUGCCCCCUGCUGGCAGACUCACAUCAGGGCACUGGAGCGGUUCAUGUGGUAGAAGCCUGCCUGGCUCACAAACGCACCUUACCUUGACAACCCCUAGAAACCCUGUCUGAGACCUCUUGGGGUGCCAAGAGGGGUACAUUGGUUUUUAAUUUUA